Messenger RNA from Alosa sapidissima (American shad), 17458 nucleotides. RefSeq names its product zinc finger homeobox 3 (gene zfhx3). Gene Ontology annotation, cellular component: nucleus. Gene Ontology annotation, biological process: regulation of transcription by RNA polymerase II; brain development; regulation of neuron differentiation. NCBI's taxonomy places the organism in Eukaryota, Metazoa, Chordata, Actinopteri, Clupeiformes, Clupeidae. Gene Ontology annotation, molecular function: DNA-binding transcription factor activity, RNA polymerase II-specific; zinc ion binding; RNA polymerase II cis-regulatory region sequence-specific DNA binding. The record is from RefSeq and is a predicted model, not a curated record.
UCUCUCCUUUGCUGAAUCUUAUUGAUCCAGAAGGUGGCUAAUUAGCCCUUCCCGUCGUGCCUGUGUAAUGAAGCACAUGCGCACUGAAUUAAUCACAGCCAUUUUUUGCAGGAAACUAAUUAGCAGGAAUAAAGAUCCAAAGAGUUUUUUUCUUUUCAAUCAUCAGAUCUCACUUUCACCUCUUCCUCUCUCCCUCUAACACAAGACUCAUCGCCUGCUUUGCAUCCAAAUUAUUUUUAUAUUGCCUUUACAACUAAUACUUCGUUUUUUACUCUCCGCAACAACAAUGAUCUUUCUUUUGCCAUCCUAAACGCAAACUGACCAAAAGGGACUGCCUUGAUGGGAUCUUUAGCCAAACCGUCUCUAUACUGGAUUAAAAAGCGAGGAUCUCAAAGCGGCAGCAAAAAAUUGCCUGGAUGCGAUGAACGCCUCAUGUAGGCAUCAGCAUGGAAAGCUGUGAGUCUCCCGUGGUUUCUGGGACAGACGAUGGGCUCGGUUCCUCCACCACCUCCCAACAGCAGCAGCAGCAGCAACAACAACAACAACAACAACAACAAAAACAACAACAACAGCACCCACAACAGCACCCCACCCAACCCUGGAACGAUCUUUCUAGCUCCUCCCAGGUGCCCCCCAGCAGCCAGACCCCUUCCCUGGAGCCCCUGUCUCUGUCCGCUCCCUACCCCAACCUGCACCUGACCCCCAGCACACCUCGAGAAGGUGUGAGAGAGCAGCAGCAGCAGCAGCAGCAGACACUGACCACAAGCCAGGCCGCCAACGACAGCUCCACGUCCGGCCAGCAGCAGCUGCACGCGCGGAGAGAGAGGCUCGAGGAGGACGAGCAGGAGGGAGGGAGUUGCGAAGAGGACGACGAGGAUUUGGAAGACUUGGACGAGAUGGAGAUCGACAGCUGUUUCCCAAGCCUGCAGCCCUUCCCCGGGAUGAGUAUCGCGCCCGGCGGAGGCGGCAUGCCCACGCUCAUGCGCCAGCAGCCCAGCCGACGGAGGGGCGCGGCGGAGAGCGGCAGCGAGGAAGGAGAGGAGGACGAGGAGGAGGAGAGCAGCGAUGUGGAGAACCUGGCUGGAGAGAUCGUCUACCAGCCCGACGGCUCGGCCUACAUCGUGGAGAGUCUCAGCCAGCUGAUCCAAAGCGACGGGGGCAUGCCGCCCGGCCUGCUUCCCACAAACUCUCUCCCCAGCGCGGGAAAUCCGGGCGAGCCGGCCGGGACCUCGUCCUCGGUGUACCCCCAGAUCAUCAACACGUUCCACAUAGCCUCGUCGUUCGGAAAGUGGUUCGGCUCUGACCAAGGUUACCCCAAUACCUCAACCCUGGCGGGACUCAGUCCUGUCCUGCACAGUUUCCGCGUCUUCGAUGUGCGGCACAAAAGCAACAAGGAUUACCUAAACAGCGACGGGUCUGCCAAGAAGUCCUGCGUAUCCAAAGAUGUACCAAACAACGUGGAUUUCUCCAAAUUUGAUGGGCUAGCCCUCUACGGUAAGGGGAAGCCCAUCCUCAUGUGUUUCCUGUGCAAGCUGUCCUUCGGCUACGCACGCUCCUUUGCCACCCACGCCGUCCACGAUCAUCGCAUGACUCUGAGCGAGGACGAACGUCGGAUCCUCGGCCACAAACACGCCUCGGCCAUCAUCCAGGGCAUCGGCAAGGACAAAGAGCCCCUCAUCAGCUUCCUGGAACCAAAAAACAAGAACUCGCCCGCGCCGCCCUCCCUGGUGCCCAUGAACUCCGGCCAGAGCUUCUACGGCACGUUCAGCGGCGUCCACCUGGAGUCCAGCGGUGGCGGCAGCGGGGGGAGUGAGGUCCACCUCGGUAAAGACUCCGAGUCGAGUCUCCAGCAGCAGCAAGCCCUCCUCGGCAUGGGGAUGCUCGGACGUCCCAAAACCCCUUCCCUCACCUCGACCCCAGGCCCUGCCAAAGACUCCAUUACCCUGCCCAAGAUGCAGGGGGGGAGAACAGAGGGGCCUGCUGGGAAAGAGGGGACUUACGGAGGGGGAGACGGGGAAGGGGAGGUCCGCGCGGGCAAGGCUCACCUCCCAGGCGAGGAGGUGGGGUCAGAAGAGGACGAACUGUUACUAGAGAAAGACGAGGUGGACAACGACGGCACUUCGAGGGCCUGUGUCGGUGGUGGUAGCAGCAGCGACGGCAGUGGCAGUUGCGGACAGGUGGGGGAACCGGCUGUCUCAAACCAAAGCAUUUCCAAAUCUCCUUUAUUAAUGCCUAGUAGCGCUUUCCAGCCUCCCACCUGCCCCACUGCGUCCAGCCCCACGCUCAACAGCAAAGCCCCGGCCUCCUCUUCCUCCGGCAGGCCGUCCGAGGACGGCUCGGCCACCGACGGUGAGGGGAGAGUCUCGGAGCUCCCUCUGAGCUUUAACUGCCAGGGGUCGUCGUCCGGCCCCGCGGCGAUGUCGGCCACUUCCGCCGGCAGAGGGAGCGAGGAGGACGGCGCCGCGUGCUCCUCCACGGGCACCUCCUCGCCUCUGGCGUCCAGCGCGGCAGCAGCGGCCGCCUCUGCCAGCGCGGCGGACGAAAGUGCCAAUCGAGAUAGUGCCACAGCUCCAGAACCAAAUGAAUGCCCGGCCGACGGGGAGGAAGAGGGCAGCGGCGGCGGCCUCCUGCACCACCACCACCUGCACCACCACCACCACCACCUGCACGCCUCCGCCCACGGCCACGGCCACAUGCACCCGCACGACUUGCUGGGCAUCGGCGAGUGCUCGCAGAACCACGGCGGCGGGGGCGGCGGCAACGGAGGGAGCGGGGUGGAGUGCCCCAAGUGCGACACGGUCCUGGGCUCCUCGCGCUCCCUGGGCGGCCACAUGACCAUGAUGCACUCGCGCAACUCCUGCAAGACCCUCAAGUGUCCCAAGUGCAACUGGCACUACAAGUACCAGCAGACGCUGGAGGCCCACAUGAAGGAGAAGCACCCGGACUCGGGCGGCAACUGCUCCUUCUGCACCAGCGGGCAGAGCCACCCGCGCCUGGCCCGCGGCGAGAGCUACACCUGCGGCUACAAGCCCUUCCGCUGCGAGGUGUGCAACUACUCCACCACCACCAAGGGCAACCUGAGCAUCCACAUGCAGUCGGACAAGCACCUCAACAACAUGCAGUCGCUGCAGAACGGCGGCUCCAUCAACACCUCCGGCGACCAGGUGUUCGCCCACGCCCCCGGCGGAGGGGUGGUGCAGGUGCCGUCGGUGGCGCAGGCCAGCCCGCACCACGCCGUGCAGCACCAGCACCACCACCACCCGGCGCCCUCGGCCGCCCACAUGGCGGGGCCCUGCAGCACGCCGUCGCCCACCAAGCCCAAGAGCAAGCCCACGUGGCGCUGCGAGGUGUGCGACUACGAGACCAACGUGGCGCGCAACCUGCGCAUCCACAUGACCAGCGAGAAGCACAUGCACAACAUGAUGCUGCUGCAGCAGAACGUCACGCAGAUGCAGCACGGCCGCCUGGGCCUGGGCACCAUGGCCUCACCCUCCGAGGCCGAGCUCUACAAGUACUACCUGGCCCAGAACAUGAGCCUACCGCCGGGCCUCACUAUGGACCCCACCGGGGCGGACGCCCAGUUCUUGCUCGGAGGCUUCCACCUGGACCCCAACAUGGCCGCCCUGGCCCCAGCGCUAGUAGGCGGAGACCUCCCGAUGGACAUGCGCCUGGGCAGCGGUCAGCUGGUGUCCGAGGAGCUGAUGACGCUGGGCGAGAGCCUGUCGCAGACCAGCGACCCGUCGCUCAAGCUCUUCCAGUGCGCCGUGUGCAACCGCUUCACCACCGACAACCUGGACGUGCUGGGCCUGCACAUGAGCGCCGAGCGCAGCCUGCCCGAGGAGGAGUGGCGCGCCGCUGGCGACUCGCACCAGUGCAAGCUCUGCCACUACACGCAGCUCAAGGCCAACUUCCAGCUGCACUGCAAGACCGACAAGCACGUGCAGAAGUACCAGCUGGUGGCCCACAUCAAGGAGGGCGGCAAGGGCAACGAGUGGCGCCUCAAGUGCGUCGCCAUCGGCAACCCCGUGCACCUCAAGUGCAACGCCUGCGACUACUACACCAACAGCCUGGAGAAGCUGCGCAUGCACACGGUCAACUCGCGCCACGAGGCCAGCCUGAAGCUCUACAAGCACCUGCAGCAGCACGAGAACGCAGUGGAGGGCGACGCGUGCUACUACCACUGCGUGCUGUGCAACUACUCCACCAAGGCCAAGCUCAACCUGAUCCAGCACGUGCGCUCCAUGAAGCACCAGCGCAGCGAGAGCCUGCGCAAGCUGCAGCGCCUGCAGAAGGGCCUGCCCGAGGAGGAGGAGGAGCUCAGCGCCAUCUUCACCAUCAGGAAGUGUCCCUCCUCUGCCGCCGACACAGGAGAACUGAGUGAGGAUGUGGAGGCUGCCAGUGAGAUCACUACAGAGCAGGAGGACCAAACCAAAGACAGAGAGAGUGGGGGGGAGAAGGAGCUCACCAAAGGGACAGCAGCAGCAGCAGCAGCAGCAGCAGCAGCAGCAGCCUCAUCCGUGGCCACAUCCAGCCAGUCAGAGAGGGAGCAGUCGGAGUCCCCGGCUCCCUCCAAGCGCCCGUCCUCGAGGUCCGGGGCUGCUGAGAGCCCCCUGUCCUCCAAGCGUCCCAGGACGGCCGACAAGAGUGCUGGGGAGCAGAUGUACCAGUGCCCCUACUGCAAGUUCACCAACACUGACCUGAACCGGCUCAGGAUGCACGUGAUGACGCAGCACUCCGUCCAGCCCAUGUUCCGCUGCCCGCUCUGCCAAGACAUGCUCAACAACAAGGUCCACCUGCAGUUCCACCUCACACACCUGCAUAGCGUGGCGCCGGACUGCGUGGACAAGCUCAUUGCCACUGUGGCAACUACAGAAGUGUUGCCAGCAAGCAUGUUCAUACCAGUCCCCAGUCCGGAAAGGGAGGCACAAAGCACCCCCCAGUCCUCAGCCAACACUGGCAGUGAUGACAUUAAGAAACAGACAGAAACCUUGGAUGCUGACCCUGAAAAAGUUACUUUGUCUGCAGAAAUGACUGAAACUCGCAAGUCGCCUCUGGAGGAACACCAGUCUGGACGAGAGGAUGCAACUGGUUUCCUGUGCUGGAAGAAAGGCUGUAACCAGGUCUUUAAGUCCUCCAGUUCUCUACAGAUGCACUUCAAUGAAGUCCACAACAAGAGGCCUCAGCUGCCUGUCUCAGACCGACAUGUCUACAAGUACCGCUGCAACCAGUGCAGCUUGGCUUUCAAGACGGUGGAGAAGCUACAGCUUCACUCCCAGUACCACGUCAUCAGAGCUGCCACUAUGUGUUGCCUGUGCCAGCGAAGCUUCAGAACCCUACAGGCACUCAAGAAGCACCUGGAAACUAGUCACCUGGAACUGAGCGAGGCUGAUGUCCAGCAGCUGUACGGUGGGUUACUAAUGAACGGAGAUCUAAUGGCCAUGGGUGAUCCCUCUCUUGGUGAUGACCAAGGCAUUCUGGCAGAAGAUGACAAGGACGGCGAGGAGAGUGAUCCAGAAGAAAAGCAGAGUCCUACUGGCAGCGAUUCAGGUUCUCUGCAAGAGGAUUCGGGAUCAGAGCCCAAGAGAGCCCUGCCCUUCAGGAAGGGUCCCAACUUCACCAUGGAGAAGUUCCUAGAUCCCUCUCGGCCUUUCAAGUGCACAGUCUGCAAAGAGUCCUUUACACAGAAAAAUAUCCUGCUUGUACAUUACAACUCUGUCUCACACCUGCACAAGGUGAAGCGGGCCCUACAAGAGUCCACUGCUGGUCAGCCAGAGCCCACAAGCAGCCCUGACAACAAACCUUUCAAGUGUAGCACUUGCAAUGUGGCAUACAGUCAGAGCUCCACCCUGGAGAUACACAUGCGGUCUGUCCUCCAUCAGACUAAAGCCCGUGCAGCCAAGCUGGAGGCAGCAGGUGGAAUUCCCACCUCUGCAAGUUCUGGACUAAGUGGAGGGGCCUCCAACACCAUUAGCACUUCUACACCCAGCCCAAUUCCAACCUCCAACUCCACAUCCAUUUCCAGCAACAGCAGCUGCUCUUCAGCAGGCGGCCAGACGGUGCAGAGCAUGCUGGGAGGCAACCACCUGAGCCAUUCACACAACACCGACAGCCUGGGGAACUCGGCCAGCCAUCAAUCUCCCUCUGAAAACCACGACAUGAAAAAGAAGAAGUUUGCCGACAUGCUGUCCGCCCGGGGCCACCAGCAACAGCUCCAGCAGCAACAGUUGGCCCAGGCCCAGGCCCAAGCCCAGGCUCAGCUUCAACAGGAGCUCCAGCAGCAAGCUGCACUCAUCCAGUCUCAGCUCUUCAAUCCGCUUCUGCAGCACUUCCCCAUGACAACAGACGCUCUUCUCCCACUGCAGCAACAGCAGCUGCUCUUCCCCUUUUACAUACCCGGGGCUGAAUUCCAGCUGAACCCAGAGAUGAGUCUCAGCUCCUCUCUGGGUCUGAGUAGCUCUACGGCAGCCAUGUUGGAAGAACAGAAAAAUUCGGUCCAGCAGGCCCAGCAGAGCUGUCUUCAGCAGCAGUUAAUGCACCAUCACUUGCAACAACAGCACCAAGCCCACUCUCAGGCUUCAAGCCAAAUGGCUCUGCUCCAGCAGAGUGCCUCGCUCUCGCACCAAGUUGACAAGAAACCAAAGCCGUCUGUUCAUCCAAAUGAGAAAGAGAGGGACCUGCCGAGGGAAAAGGAAAUGAAUGAAAAAACAGAGGACCAGACCCCUAAAGAUACAAAUGAAAACAUUAAAUCCAAGGAAAAGAAAGACACUCAGCCUGUUGCAGUUACUGUGAACCACGAUCCUGGCUUUCCUCCUCCUAGAAUUGCCUCAGAUGCUCGAGGAAAUGCAACCAAAGCUCUUUUAGAAAAUUUUGGAUUUGAGCUGGUGAUUCAGUACAAUGAAAACAAACAAAAGGCACAGAAAAAGCCAACAGGAACUCCAUCAGCAGGUUCAACUGGACCACAAACUAUUAGCCGAGUUGUGGAUCCUAUCGAAGGACUGGAGAAGUUGGAAUGUGAGGCAUGUGGCAAGCUCUUCUCCAACAUACUGAUUCUGAAAAGUCAUCAAGAGCACAUCCAUCAGUCCUUCUUCCCAUUCAGGUCACUUGAGAGGUUUGCCAAGGAAUACCGAGAGCAGUAUGAUAAGCUUUACCCAAUGAGACCUCCAACCCCUGAGACUGCUCCUCCACCCCCACCACCUCCUCCGCCUCCCCCUCCACCACCCCCUCAGCCUCCUCCACAGAGAGCACCGACACCAAAUAUCCCCGUCUCUUCCCCUGCUCUCACUCCCUCAACUGUCCCACCUCCACAGCCCUCAGUUACCAUGGCUCAGAUUCCCAUGUCAAUGGACCUGCCUCUCUUCUCCCCACUCAUGAUGCAGCCCAUGUCCCUGCAGUCCCUGCCUUCCCAGAUGCAAGGUCAGCUGUCGUCUGUAGAGCCAGGAUUGGCCUCUGAUCUGGCUCAGCUUUAUCAACAGCAGCUCACACCGGCCAUGCUGCAGCAGCAGCAGAACAAGAGACCACGCACACGCAUCACAGAUGAUCAACUCAGGGUCCUCAGGCAGUAUUUUGACAUAAACAAUUCUCCCAACGAGGACCAAAUCAAGGAGAUGGCAGACAAGUCAGGGCUUCCCCAGAAAGUGAUCAAGCAUUGGUUCCGUAACACCCUCUUUAAAGAACGCCAGCGCAACAAAGACUCGCCAUACAAUUUCAACAACCCUCCCAUCACUACACUAGAGGAUAUAAAAAUUGACUCUAAACCACCUUCACCUGAGCCUCAUAAAAUGGAGAGCUUUGGAAGCAAGAGGUCCUCAAGGACAAGGUUCACAGACUACCAGCUUAGGGUAUUACAAGACUUCUUUGAUGCCAAUGCCUACCCUAAAGAUGAUGAGUUUGAGCAGCUGUCUAACCUGCUAAGUCUGCCUACACGAGUCAUUGUAGUGUGGUUCCAGAAUGCUCGACAGAAGGCUCGCAAGAACUAUGAGAACCAGGGAGACGGAGGAAAGGACGGCGAAAGACGUGAGUUGUCUAAUGACCGUUACAUUCGUACCAACAACCUAAACUACCAGUGCAAGAAAUGCAGCCUGGUGUUUCAACGCAUAUUCGACCUCAUCAAGCACCAAAAGAAACUCUGUUACAAAGACGAAGAUGAGGAAGGCCAAGAAGACAGUCAAAAUGAAGAUUCACUUGACCUUUCUCAUGAGUAUUACACCCUGUCUGGGUCUUCAGGCCACACUCCAAUGCCUACAUCCUCAAGCCUCUGCCCUCUACCCCCAUCCACCUCUGCCUUCUCCCACAUGACAUCCUCAGAGAAGGAAGAGGCCACCACAGCAAACACAUCCAACUCUUUUGACGAGAAGCCCAAGCACUCAGCUGAAACCUCCCUAGAUCACCGGGACAGCCAGCCAAUUCUGAAACAAGAGAACCUCCACAGGUCUGAAACACCACAGCCGAGACACCACUCUAGAGAAGAAAAGCCCCUGAUGGCUCCAAAGAACUCUAAGCGGUCAUCUCCCUCCAUAUCCCAACAACAACCACAGAGUGGUCCAUCAGCCUCUCAGUCUAGCCAGGCGAUCUCUCAGAGCUCUCACAUGACACUAAAUCCUCAUCUGUCCACUGCUUCACAACAACAGCUUGCUCAGCAGAUGAUCCCAUACCAGUGUGAGCAAUGCAAGCUGGCUUUCCCUUCAUUCGAGCACUGGCAAGAGCACCAGCAGCUUCAUUUCCUCACUGUCCAAAACCAAUUUAUCCAUCCUCAAUUUUUAGAUCGCCCCAUGGAUAUGUCUUUCAUGCUCUUUGAUCCAAGCAACCCUCUGCUGGCAAGCCAGCUUCUCUCUGGGGCCAUGCCUCAAAUUCCAAGCAGCUCAGCCACUUCUCCCUCAACACCAACCUCAACCAUGAAUUCCCUGAAGAGGAAGUUGGAGGAGAAAGCGGGCACCAGUCCAGGAGAGAAUGACAGCACCAACAGCGGUGAAGAGCCUCAGAGAGACAAGCGCUUAAGAACCACAAUUACCCCUGAGCAGCUGGAGAUUCUCUACCAAAAAUAUCUGUUGGACUCUAACCCAACCCGCAAGAUGCUUGAUCACAUUGCCCACGAGGUUGGUCUCAAGAAGAGGGUAGUGCAGGUGUGGUUCCAGAACACUCGAGCCAGAGAAAGGAAAGGGCAGUUCAGGGCUGUGGGGCCAGCUCAAGCCCACCGCCGCUGCCCCUUCUGCCGUGCCCUGUUCAAAGCCAAGACUGCCUUGGAGGCCCACAUUCGCUCACGCCACUGGCAUGAAGCUAAGCGUGCUGGCUAUAACCUGGCCCUGUCUAACAUGUUGCCCGACCACGAGGGACUGCAGUUGAAGAUGGACCCUUUGGAUAUCUCAAACUAUUCGCAGAUGGUCUCCUCCAACAACAAUGAUGGCCAGUGUUCUUCUUUGUCACCUGUAAAAAACUUGGAUUUUUCCCCAAGGGCCCUAAUGAGCCCCACAUCUAUUAAAGUUGAGGGAAUGGAGGACUUUGAAAGCCCAACAAUGUCCUCUGUGAACAUGAGCUUUGACCCAAGCAAACUGGACAAUGAUGACUGUUCCUCUGUGAACACGGCCAUCACUGACACCACCACUGGUGAUGAAGCCAAUGCUGACAAUGACAGUGCUGAUACAAAGCACGGCCACAACAGCAGUGACAUUCUGUCCAAGUCUGGGGGGACUGCACCCUCCCUUGAGAAUGAGGACCAGAUGUCCUCAGGGCUUGUUAGCCCUGCAACAAGUUAUUAUGCUAAAGAUUACGAGAAUGAAAACAUUAUUGAUUACAGUGAGACCUCGAGUAUGGCUGACCCCUGUUCGCCCAGCCCUGGAGCCUCUGGAAGUAAGAGCAUUGACAGCGGAGACAGGCCUGGCCAAAAGCGCUUCCGGACACAGAUGACCAACCUCCAGCUGAAAGUGCUUAAGUCCUGCUUCAAUGACUACAGGACCCCUACCAUGCUGGAGUGUGAGGUACUAGGCAAUGACAUUGGACUUCCAAAGAGAGUGGUGCAGGUUUGGUUCCAAAAUGCUCGUGCCAAGGAGAAAAAGGCCAAGCUCAGCAUGGCGAAACACUUUGGCAUCAACCAGACAUCCUAUGAGGGCCCAAAGACAGAGUGUACACUUUGUGGUGUCAAGUACAGUGCUCGUCUUUCAGUUCGAGACCACAUCUUCUCCCAGCAGCAUAUUGCUAAGGUGAAGGAAACCAUUGGGAGCCAGCUUGAUAAGGAGAAAGAGUACUUUGACCCAGCCACAGUUCGUCAGCUGAUGGCCCAGCAAGAAAUGGAUCGCAUAAAGAAAGCCAAUGAGGUAUUGGGCCUUGCUCAACAGCAAGCAAUGCAGCAACAGGGCAUGUUUGACAGCCCUGCCCUGCAAGCCUUGAACCUUCAGUCAGCUUACCCAAAUCUACAGGGCAUACCCCCUGUUUUGCUGCCAGGAGUCAGCAGCCCUUCCUUACCAAGCUUUAACUCAUCAAACACAGCUUUAACUCCUCCUAAACCUCCAAACCUCCUGAACAUGCCUGGUGCCAGUGUCCCCUCACCCAGUCUCCCCACAUCUGGUUUGCCCAACAAGCCUCCAUCCUCCUCCUCUUUGGCCUCACCAAGUCUGGCUCAAGCCAGCACUUCUGUUGCCCACUCAAGUCCCACAUCUACUUCAACAUCCACAUCUGCAGCCCCACAGCCAGGGUCCCGGGCUGAACACCCUAAAGAGCGUGAUACUGAAAGAUCCAGGGAGAAGGAAAAGUCGAAGGAGAAGGUCGAGAAGUCUGCUACGCCCUCAUCGAUGGGGGGAACUCCAGCGCCCACCACCUCAGCUGCCAGCGCCAAGAAAGAGAAACCAGACACAGCUGUUCCUGCCACCUCGAUGCCCACUCCUGGAAUGGAGUAUGUGAUAGACCCUGCCCAGCUUCAAGCUCUUCAGGCAGCCUUGGCAUCUGACCCUACAGCUCUGCUUACCAGUCAGUUCCUACCCUAUUUCAUGCCUGGCUUCUCCCCAUAUUAUGCCCCUCAAAUGCCCAGCGCUCUCCAAGGAGGAUAUCUGCAGCCGAUGUAUGGCAUGGAGAGCCUUUUCCCCUACAACCCAGCUUUAUCCCAGGCUCUGAUGGGGCUUUCCCCAGGGUCCCUGCUCCAGCAUUACCAGCAAUAUCAGCAGAGCCUGCAAGAGGCAUUGCAGCAGCAGCAGCGGCAGCUUCAACAGAUCCAGCAACCCAAAGCGAGUCAAACUCCAGUUCCCACCCAGUCCUCGGGGGACCGCAAAGAAACUGCCAAAGAUCCAGUGAAAUCAGAGGAACAAAAAGGCACUCCCCCCAUUGAUAACUCUUCCUCUUCCUCUCACAAUAACCUACCCACAGAGCAGCACGAGAUGGAUGGCAAAGGUGCGGACCCCCUUCUUGACAAGUACAUCGUCCCCAAAGCGCAGUACCGGCUGGCAUGCCGUAAGUGUCAAGCUGUCUUCAGCAAGGAGGAAGCGGCCAUCAGCCACCUGAAGUCGAUCUGCUUUUUCGGUCAGUCUGUGGCAAACUUGCAAGACAUGUUGCUUCGUGUCCCCAGCGGCGCAAGUGGAGUAGACACCAGUCGUUACGACUGCCUGGCCUGCGACACUACGCUAGAGGGGGACAAAGCGCUCAGUCAACACCUGGAGUCGGCCUUGCACAAACACAGAACAAUCAAGCGAUCAGCCAGAAAUGCCAAAGAGCACGCUACUAGUUUAUUACCUCACUCUUCAGCCUGCUUCCCCGAUCCUAACACCGCAUCUACCUCGCAGUCUGCCACUCAUCCACACAGCACCCCAACUCCCCCGCCAACGUCAUCAGCCACCAUGCCGUCCUCUUCUGCCUCUUCAUCCUCGUGCUCCUCCUUUUCCUCCUCUGCGGCUGCCCCCCUCAGCACCACUGCUGCAGGCAAACCCUGGCCCCAGGCCCCAUUCUCCAGAGCUUUAGCUGGAAAGCCCAAUGCCACUCCUUCGACGCUGUCAUCUUUUCCUCCAGUAUCCUCACCUUCAACGGUUACCUCAAGUUCAUUGAGCACCUCAGGGGUUCAGACCUCGAUACCAACAGACGUCUUUACUGACGAGUCGGACUCUGACAGCAGUCAGAAGUCAGCUGACAGACUGGGCCGAACAGCCGAGGAGACUCAGCCCAGCUGUCUCAAAGACAGUAGUAGUUGUAGUAGUAGUAAUCUUGCUAGUGUAGGAACAGACUCCAUCAGAUUGUAAAAGAGCUUUCAAUGAUGGACAGUAUUUAAAAAAUGUAAAAGACAAAAAAAAGAAAAACACAAAAGAAAAAAAACAAGACAAAAAAAGAAGCGAUGUUAAAAUAUGUUUAAAAGUAUACAAACCAAUUUCAAAAAAGAUGUGUAAAGACUAACUGCAAUUCCAAAGCUUGUAACCAAAAAUUUAAAUGUUAGUGGAUUGUUUUCCCAUAUCAACAUGCUGGUUUUUGUUUAUUUCAACUCAAAUAUAUAUAUACAUAUAUAAAUGAAUAGAGAAGAUCACUGCAGUUAAGUUUUGGCUUAUGAUAGAGGAAUGCUGUAUAGCAAUGGACUGCCUCAAAGUUGUUUAAAUGGCCCCUAAUCCUUGAUAACAAAGUACAAUUUAACAAGCUGUCCCUUGUUUGCAGAAGUAUUUCCAUAUAAUAGCACAGUCAGCCAGUGGGUACUGUAUGGGAGAAUAGUCUUACAGUUUCUUGUGAUCUAAGCGUUCAAAUACCAAUGGCUUGCUUAAGUAAAACGAAUGAUGUAAUGUCUAUUUUAUUCUCAGGUCAACAGCUCACAAUUUGUUUUUCUGUUACAGAAAUUCAUUACUUUCUCUUUCUUUCUGUUGUUUUCCUAACAUUUAUGUAUCCUAAACUUUAUUUUUACUGGCAGAAAGUAUUCAAAAGUAAAGUGAAAGCAUAGCUUUCUGGGCAUUCAAAAAGAAUAGCUGAAUGGCUGGUUUUAAACAUUUGAAAAUCUUUCACAUGGGAAAUUAGCACUCCCUCAUCACCCAGACACGAAAAAGCAUUGCAGACUUGUUGGUGGGGAUAAAAAGAUUUUUUUAAGAAAAAAACUUUCUGUAUUUAUGAUAGAUAUAAACAUUUUUGGUGUUAAGUAGAUUGUUGCAUUGGAAAUGAAUUUAAACAGUAUGGUAGACUGAAAAAUCUUUGUGUACAUUUAGCUUUUGUAUUGUCCAACUUUAAGGCGCUUCAUUUGAUGUUGUCUUGGUCAUUCCGAUAGACUAGAUUAAGGAGCAGUAACUGAUCUAUACUUUAUUUCUGUCUUAUCCUUGCCUUCCUGGCUAACGUUCACCCAACUGCCAAUAACUGACAAGGCAGGUUCUCCUUUCCUCUCAAGGGUUUUUGUCUGUCUUCUUUUAGGUUGGUGUGAUUCCAACCAAAAAACGAAAAAGAAAUCUGAGGUGUUGAAAAAUUUCAAUUAUUUUUGUGUUACCUUUGUGCACUUACCACUGUCCGACGCCCCUCUCCCUUUUCUCCCCUUUUUCUCUAUCUCCGUCCCAUCCCUUUUUCAUUUUAAAGCCUUGCUUUGGUAGAUAUGGAGAUGGUUACUACUCCUUGUGCACUACAAAGCAGAUGUUUGUUUUUCAUAGUGUGGCUGCAGUCUGUUUACGGCUUUAUUUUAUUGAUUUUUUUAUGUCAUAUAUUAAAAUGAAAAAUAAUAAUAAUAAUAAUAAUUCUCACGCUUUAAAAACAAAAAGAAAAUCCAAAGACUAAACACUUUCACCAUUGGUGCAUAAAGAUGAGAAAAGAGGCUUCUUUAUACUUGAGAAUUUGUUGCUGUUUUUAAAGGAAAGAAAACAAAGUUUUAAAAUAAAGGAGUACGCAUCAGAGUUGCCGUUUUUGCUUCUUUGCAAGCAGACAGGUGGCUUUUUUUACGUAAAAUACCAAGAAUACCAAAAACCAAAAAAGGGCCCUUGUCCUUGCAUUGUGGAGUAGCACCGUUACAGAGCCAUUGCAGUUUCUAACAUAGAGGUUUAAAAAGCUCUCUAUUUGUUUCCUGUCACACAUUUUUUUUGUUAUUGCUGUUUGUUUUUAAAGAAAAUGUAUAAGGUCUGGUCUUCGAGGACAUAUGUUUUGCUGCUAAUGUAGAUUUUGAGAAGAAGAAUACCUAGAUGCAUGCUCAUUUUGCUUUUUGGCUAAGCUUUAACGAAAAGACAAACAAUAAACCAUUUCCCUGCCUCUGCAACAUCUUUUUUUCCCUCCUUUUUCUUCUUGCAAAAACGGAACUUUGAAGACUGUGAAUAUAUGUUCCAAAGGACAUUUUGGCUGAUUUUGUUUUCCUUUUUUUCCCAAACAGACCAAUGUUUAAAGCCAAUGAUCUCUAACGUUUGUAAAGAAUAGUGCAUUCCAAAUACCACAUCUGCAUUUGUUGAGUUUGUUUUCUCUUAAGCAAGGACUGAUUCUAUUUCUUUCCUUUUUAUUUGGAUACUAUUCUAUUUUAUCUCAUUUCUAAGAUGACUGUAAGCUGUUGUGUAAAUUUACCAUCGUGGGUUGCUAACAUCUCCACUCAGCUCCCUCGUUUGAAGUUAUGGUCCGGUGUUAGGAGACCCCCAGUGACCAGCAAAGGUUGUUGCUCACUUGAAUGAGAUCAAGUAAUAGUGGUUACCAAAAAUGUACAUAAUACAUGUGGUACAGACAUGUGUCUCACCAGUUUAGUGUCAUCAUGCCUAUCAAUUUAUUACAAGACUCAGAAGGAAAUAAAGGCUGUUUAGCAAGUCUGGAGUGGCGGCCUCCCCACCUGGGAUAUCAAGCAGGGACUUGCCCCAGGUUUCUGCAGGGUGUUAAGCCAUUUCCAUGCAUGAAUUGUGGAUUACAGGUUACCAAGGGACAUCUUCAUUCCAAAGCAUUAUAAGACUGACAAAGGCAGGAGUCUCUUUGAAGAUGUCCCUUGUUUUAUAUGGGAUGGUGAAAAGGUGUUUUAAUGCCUUUAUGUCCAAAGAGGUCAUUCACUCCAACUUCAAUAGCAAUGGAAAAGAAUAUGCUUUACAGAAAUCAUCCUAGCCUCCUAUCUCAGAAAAGCAAAACCUUUUAUAAAAAUCUUUUAAUUUCUUCACCAAAACAAAUAUUUAAAUUUGUGAAUUACUGCUCUUGGCCACAAGUGUAUAGCAAGUGUAUUUGGACUAAUUAAUACAUUGCUGCAAUCUCAGAAGUGUGUCUAAAGUGUUGCGUCUCGCAGAGCAAUGUUAUUUGGUGUUAAUACUUGCGCAUGCUAUUGAAAUUGGGUAGAUUUGGUCUGCAAGCUUGCCACUCCUUUCAAGUCCUGUUACCUAGAAUAUUGUUCAUAUGAUUAUUUUUUAGAAUUCUGAUGUUGUACAGAUUAUUUUUGAAUGCUUUUGCUCUAUUUUGGUUUCAAAUAAUGUAAGACAUUUAUUAUUAUUAUUGUUAUUAUUAUUGUUAUUAUUUUCAUAUAUUUCAACUAUUUGUAUGUUAUUUUAUUUUUCUGUGUAUGAUUUCUUUCCUCAUAUAAAUUAAUGUUUAACACCAGCUUUAAAUUUGAAUCGCUUUUUUAUCUUUAAGACCUGGCCACUUUAUGGUGUAAUAAUAUUCCUAUGUCUGCUUGUCUUUUCAACACUGAUCUCCUCUUUCCAAAGUCUUUUUUUGUUUUGUUUGUCUCUGGGCUCUCUUGUGAGAGACAAAGUUAUGUCUUCACAAUCAAUUUAGCCAGCAUGGACUGUGUUAGAGUGUGUGUGUGUGUGUGUGUACUGUAUGUAUGCGCGUGUAUGUCUGUGUCAUAAGAGCCAGCAUCAGUUUGCAUUUUUAUACUUUUUUUUUUUUUACUUUAAUUUCAAACCAAAUCAUACAGAACUGCAUACCUGGAUCUUCAGUAAGUUUGUUGAAGAUUUAGAUGAAUCAGAUAUUAAAGUAACAAUAAUUAGAAAAGGCAGAGAGUGGCGAUACUGAAGCACUGAGCAGUUUUUAGUCUGAUUCAUUGUAUGAAUGUGGCCAAAGCGUAAUGCAGUUGAACAAAAAAAAAUGGAAACGGUUCUGUUUGUGCCCCCUUACCAGUGUAUAUUUAUUGUGGCACGACACAUCACAUGGCUGAGAUGCGUCUACUCACAUUGGGAUACUUGAUUUUUGUGGACAUUUUACAGAGAUCGUAAAAGACAGGUUUUGCUGUAGAGGUCAUCCUUUUGCCCACUGUGAAAAAAAAACAUGUAUACAGAUAUAGAUAUAUUUAAAAAGAAGACAUCGACUUUUUUUGUUCAAAAAUGACAAAGAAGGACAAAAAGAAGAUUUGAACUCUGGGAAACUUUGGAGAUGUGUGAGAAGGCUGUGGGAACACCAAACUGGGGCAGGGGAGCCAAAGGCAAGCAGGGGGGGCUGCGGCGGCUCUGGGAGCACCGAGACCUUAUUUGAUCACUGACUAGUCCCCAGUGGGGACGGACUUUGGAGCAGUGAGCAUCUAGUGAAGAGUGAGGAGGAGGAGGAGGAGAGAGAAAAGAUCUCGGUUAUAGCGCUGGACCCCAGUGACUCGAGCCGCCCGCGCUCCCCUUCCCCAUCCCCACCCCUGACACCCACACACACACACCCCGCCCUUGCCCCCCACCUUGUUUCUCUCUGUGUCUCCCUCUCUACCCUGACUCUGCUUCUGCUUUGAUGGACAUUUUACGCACUUCUGAACAGGAUGGAUAGUGACACUUGCUUCUUUUUUCCCUCCCCACCUCACCCCUCAUCCACGUUGUUGCUACCUGUUCCAUUUCCCCCUUUGCUUGGCUCACUGAUUGCCGAAUGGUGCUCCGUUUCGUGGGCAGAGGGGGCGGACUGACCCACACCCACGUGUCACGGAGCCGGACGAUCUCAUCCUUCUCACAUCCAUCGAAAGACAAUUCAAAAACGCAAUGGGGUUGGGAGGGUGUUUUUUUUCUAGGCUGUCAUUCCUGAAGAAGCAGUUGAACACAUACACAAACAAGCGAAACAACCAAAAUUAACAACCAAACUAACAAACAACCAAACCAUGUGCUCCAAUUUCAAAGAUGAACUGUUACUGGAGCUCCCUGUUCCCUUUGUGACUCCUGGUGCCACAAUGUUACUUUAUUUUCUCUGUUUUUAAUCCUUUAUUUUACUCUUUUAAUUUUUUUUUCAGUUAUUCCUCCUACGAGCCUGACAGACAAGGCUCAGUGGCUCCAGGUAGCCCACCCGAGGGUAGAAAAAACAGCCUUGCAAUGUACAAAAAAGAGCAAGUUAAACCAAAAAUGUUGUUCUUGAUGUCUUUUCUAUACUGUAGUCUUGUUAGCUUUUUUGUUACUGUAAUUAUAUGAAGAUUUCCAAACUGUACCAAAUUACAUGGAGACUAACAGACAUACACCACGUGGAACGUCAGACUUUUAAAGAAAACUUUUGUCACAAAACCUUGUUGUCCUAGUUAAGUUGAUUGUAGAUGGUAAUUGAAUAUACUCCUUUGAAAAUAUUUCAUCAAGUAUGUUUCUUGCUCAUUGUGAUACAUUAAAAAUUAUGAGCAUAAAAUGCC